This is a messenger RNA of Ilyonectria robusta, 1599 nucleotides long. Its product is annotated as major facilitator superfamily domain-containing protein. Gene Ontology annotation, biological process: transmembrane transport. The record is from RefSeq and is a predicted model, not a curated record. Bases 1 to 1599 code for a protein of 532 amino acids. Gene Ontology annotation, molecular function: transmembrane transporter activity. The transcript is spliced from 6 exons. Lineage: Eukaryota; Fungi; Ascomycota; Sordariomycetes; Hypocreales; Nectriaceae.
AUGACUGGUACUGGUCGCGAGCUGGCUACAGAGGGUGCCGUCGUCACACGUAUCCCCUCUGAACCCGACGAGAAGAACGUUGCAAACAUCGGUAGUCACCCUACUCAGGAGUCUGACAAACCUAAGGAUUUUCCAUUAUCUUGGAAACUUACCGCUCUCGCUUGUGGUGUCGCCCUCUCCUUCGGAUCGUCGUUCGCAGAGAACAUCCUGGGGCCGCUCAAGUCCACGUUGAGAAAGGAGCUUGAAAUCGACAAUGCUCGGUACGGAGCUAUCUCCUCGGCUACUUCGCUCGUGAAUACAAUCCUCCCUAUUAUAGGUGGAUAUGGGCUGGACUAUUAUGGCGUUGAAUGGGGCUCAAUGGCUUGUUCUAUCGCCAUCUUCAUCGGCGCUGUAGUCUCGGCAGCUGGUUCUAACCAAGACUCCUUCAGCCUUGUCUUGAGUGGCCGAAUCAUCAUGGGUUUCGGCAGCACUGUCAUUGAGUCUUGUACAUCCAAGAUCCUAGCCCAUUGGUUUCAGCACCGAGGGCUUGGUCUAGUGUAUGGACUGGACUUGUCAAUUGGAAAACUGAUUGUGCUUAUUGCCAAGGCCACUGCGGUCCCGAUGCGAGAUGCUAGCUCGUUCUGGGGCUGGGCACUGUGGAUUCCAGCUAUCGUCUGCUUCGUCAACCUUCUGCAAAACGCUUUCUACUUCUGGUGGGCCCGCUCACGACCAGAAUGGGCACAGAUUCCCACCGGCCAGCAAGUAGCCAUGGAAGCUAGCCAGCGUGAGUGUUCGCAGGCUGAAGGCGAGGAAGCUGUUGCUCCCAAGAACGCAGGUCUCCGUUGGUACACUCCCCUCACCAACUGGAAGAUCCUCAUGCAUGUGCCACGUUUCUUUUGGCUGGUUGUGUGCACCCAGAUUCUACAAGCCGGCGUCGUCGGCAGCUUCAACGGUCUCAACGCCGACAUCAUCCGUUUGACUCGGGGUUCCACCGACCAGAUCGCCGGUUAUACAUCAGCCGUGCAGCAGGUCAUCCCCGUCAUCUGCGCGCCCUUGCUCGGUUCUUUCUUCGAUUUCUUCGGUUACAGGAUGCUGUUUGUGAGUGUGACAUCAGCUAUUUGGAUCUUGGUGUACUGCCUCAUCGGGUUCAGCCAUGUCAACGCCCUAGGCGUCAUGGUCAUCGCAUCUCUGGCCUCGGCCAUGAAUGCCCUGCCCUUCCUAGCCUCCAUCCCCCUAAUGGUACCUAACCAAACCGAACUGGGGCUUGUCUUCGGCAUAUGGAAGGCCUUUAACAACAGCGGAAGCGUCGUUGUUGACAUGAUUGCCGGCAGGCUGCAAGACGUCACACCUGGAGGAACAUAUGAACGAGUCGUUGCAUUCUUCGUGGCCUGCAAGGCUUUGGAAUUCUGCCUAGGCCUGUUUUAUGGUGUACUUGACAGAAAAUACCUCGGAAGCAUUCUCUCCAUCAGUGAGAAGAAGCGCAAAGAACUGGAACAGGAUGACAAAAUUAACGAAACUAUUGGACACAAGCCUGGGAAACUGUUCACUGUAGCAGGACUCUCCCUACUCUGUUGUUUGGUUGUCAUUGCCUGGGUUCUCUUUAUUCUCUACUCAUUGUAG